Messenger RNA from Ambispora gerdemannii, 729 nucleotides. The record is from the annotation of a GenBank genome assembly. NCBI's taxonomy places the organism in Eukaryota, Fungi, Glomeromycota, Glomeromycetes, Archaeosporales, Ambisporaceae.
AUGGAACAUCAAUUCGCUACCGAAAUUCACACUUUAGCACGAAAGUAUUAUCGCAUACUCUGUCUACAAGCCGACAAAUAUCUUUCAUAUGUAGGUCGCUCACUAGAACCAUACGCAACACAAAACGCAAUCCUCAGAUUAUUAAAACCAACACUAACUGACACCACAACCCUGCAUUUAACACACACUGGCAGCAAAAAAGUAUGCCCAAUUUCAAAAUUACUCACCGCCCGUGGCGAGCUGUACGUAGCAUACGUAGGGCACCUACAUAAAGAAUUGGCAAAAGCGAUUCGGUUCUACUCGUACUAUCGUCAUGACAACGAUCAGGUCAGUGUGGCGCUCGCGAUUGCAAAACGAAAAAAGACGAGUAUAUUUAGUUGGUGUGGUAGUAGGAAUAGUGAUAAUGAGGAAGCGAGACACGCUUUGGACUUGGCGGAUUUGAUGACGGCGAAUUGGUCGCCUCAGAAAAUUGAGUUGAAUCACGUGGAUCCGUUUAAAGAGUAUUUGCGUGUCGAGUUUGAUAAAGAGAAUGGCAAGUUUCUGGAGGUGUUUGUUGAAAUGGCCGAGGAACAAUCAAUAUUCAACAACUCGGAGCCGACAUUCGAAGACGUGAUAACACUCUGGAUUGCCGUUCUAAUUUGGGCAUUUCAAUUUAUCUCCACCAGUAUCAUACAUCGUCGAAUAGCAUCACGAAUUACAGCACGAAUUACCGGUGUUUUAAUACAAUAA